Messenger RNA from Mizuhopecten yessoensis (Yesso scallop), 6455 nucleotides. Its product is annotated as cadherin EGF LAG seven-pass G-type receptor 1-like. Gene Ontology annotation, biological process: adenylate cyclase-activating G protein-coupled receptor signaling pathway; cell surface receptor signaling pathway. Gene Ontology annotation, cellular component: membrane. The transcript is spliced from 27 exons. The coding region runs from base 484 to 3678 and encodes 1064 amino acids. Gene Ontology annotation, molecular function: G protein-coupled receptor activity. Lineage: Eukaryota; Metazoa; Mollusca; Bivalvia; Pectinida; Pectinidae. The record is from RefSeq and is a predicted model, not a curated record.
GCUUGUUAGCGCGGAGGCUGCUGGAAUGUCACUCCCGCCUGGUCGCCUUGGUGGGAUCCACAUCGCCCAGGUUUCCCUGUGAGAACGUAACCAGCCCAAUCCUGUCGUACUUAUUCUGACAAAACACAACAUGUACAAAGUCAAAAGUCGCUCUGUGAAUCCAGGCAACUGUGCUUCCACAUAGCUACACAGGAAGUGAAGCCCUGCACGACUGUGUUCACGGCUAGACGGUGCCAAUGAUAUCUGUUGCUGGGCAUAACUAGUGGGCCUAUCGGCUGUCCGACUUUGUGACUACCAUUGAAUGAACCAGGAUAAAACUGAAUCCGACAUUGUUUGCUCCAUGUGAUUGUAAAAUUUAGCUGAAGUGAUCCUUGUAGGAACAUGGGCGGAACAACGACCAGAUAAACACCCAACGAUCACAUCCAGCACCAGCUCAUCGGCUGAUCCUUGUUGACGACGUCGAAGACGAAGAAGAAUGGUGCGAUGACCAAUGGACGAAGAGUCGGUUACUUUGAGAGGGUGGUAGGGGAAUUCUUUGGAGUGGGACUAGGCAUCACAAUAAUCUGUUUGCUUGGUUCGUUUUGUGUGGGCAGACAUGGAGUCGCGGCUGCCACAGACUUUGUGUCGGCCUGCCACACGUCCUACUAUAACAGGCCUAAGUGUAUAGACCACCCUGACGGUUAUGGAUGUGAGUGUGGUUCCGGCUUCCACUGGAACACGGAUAUGUGUAUGUCCACAGCAAUUGACUCCCGACUGGAGUUUAAGGAGAAAGAGCCUAAACGUUACACGAUGCUGCUUGGGAAAGGCUUCCCUGAGGUUGGGGCCUUUACCAUAGUCUACUGGAUCCGUUUGAGUAAGAACCAUUCCGUCGCUAAAAACGGCACCAUUCUCUCCUACAAACACGGCACCAAACUCGAUAUCAUCCAGAUGGGAGUCGACCACAAACUCUGGUUUCGUCUGUUUGACCGAGUGAAGUAUACCAAGAUCAUUCUUCCGGCCGGCGAGUGGGCCCAUGUGGCAUGGACAUGGGACUCGAAUGACGGUUCAUGGAAACUGUACUGGAAUACCGAAGAGGUAAACAGGGGCCGCCGGAACGCUUUCCGGAAACCGGUGAUCGCGGGAGGCGAGUUUGUAUUAGGUCAGGCGUCCCGGGAAGCCUUCGACUUCGACUCGAGUGUGGCAUUCAUGGGUGACCUGGCUCAUCUUCAUGUGUGGGAUUUUGUCAUGAGCCAUGACGAUAUCGUUCUGUUAAACAACUCCUGUACGUUUAUGUAUUGUGGGAACGUCGCGCAGUGGGCUGACUUCCGGAGUGGAACUCGAGGUGCCAUGCGCAUGAGAUGGCCUUCCGGUAUUCUAAAUGGAAUAUUAACAACUCUUCAGAAAGAGAAAUGUAAAACAGCUGAAGAGGAGGCGUUUACUUGUAACAAACACUGCAGUUUGACAAUAGGUGCACAAUGUAAUAAGGAUAUAGUUGAAAAUAUAGUCUGGGAACGGACAAAGGCUGUCAACUAUCUCAACGUGUCGUGUCCUGGCCAGGAAAACUUGGCCGCCAUGAAUGAAACCGUCGAAAACGCUACCCGGUUAUGUGACCAGACCCAACAGAAUGACGGAAUAUGGGGGAAGCCAUUUAUAGACAGAUGCAUCUCAAAAGACCUUAUGGAAAUCAAGGAUAAAGUUAAGAGAGCUUUUAAAGAACUAGACCUUAAUGAGAGCACAGUGUUCUACCUGGCGGAGUUGCUGUUAAACCAUACAAUAAAUAAUGUGUACACAAAUCCCAUAGACGUAGCCACAGUCAUAGAUCUACUGGGUCUCAUUGUGGAUACCCAAGACGAGGUUGCUAUCCUUAAAGAGAAGAAAUGGAGAGAAGGAGGAAAUGUUUAUGCCCAAACUGUAAAUGUUGUCAGAACGAAGGAAGAAAUUAAAAACUUUACAGAGGUGAUAAUUCGAACGGUAGACAACUUGUUGUCACGUAGAAAUGACGUGGGCUGGAACGCUACCAAACCGGCCGGAGUGGAGGGGGACAACCUGGUCAGUGCCCUUGAGGCCUUCGCCCGGACUGUUGCCAAGACAAUCCAAUACAAUAUACGUAUAGGCAUGAUCGACGGCAGUGAUGCCUCCAUCUUCGAAGCCAAAGGCAACAUUGAAUUCAAAGUUGACGUGCAUGCGUCGAGUCUAUUUCGAGGUUAUAUUUACCCAUCUAGCCUUGACCGUAAGCUGAUGAAAUCGCCAAACAAUAUCGGAGAGAUACGGUUACCGGAUAUUUUAAAGACACAAAAUGCGUCAUCUAUACCCGCCUUCAAAAUUUUGACGGCCAGUUUUCGCUUUAAACAUCUUGCCAUGUACCUGCCAAAUCACGAUCUUCAAACGAAAAGUAAGGAGGACAAUGUGAAUACCCCCAUCAUUGCUCUUUAUGUGUAUGCCGGAGAGUCUGCCUUCGUCAACAAUUUGUCGUCCCCUAUAGUGUUCAAACUACCAUUCCAAGACACAUUCAACAUAUCUAACCCGGAAUGUGUCCGUAUUAGGCACAGUUCAGUGUCCGCUGAGUGGCGCUGGCUAAGAGAUGACUGUCAUCUCAUUUGGCAGGACGGGAUCUCGGCGCGGUGUGGAUGUUUUGUUCCCGGUAUCUACGCCAUCACAACAGACAUGUACAACGACAACUGGGACAAAGGAGAAAAACGUCCAAUACUGAUGAAUGCUGCGUCCUACAUUGGUUGUGCACUGUCCGCCCUAUUGAGCCUUGGCACGUUAGCCAUCCAUCUGUAUUGCAAAACAUCGUCUGCCAUAGCUUCGCUUCAUAAAAAUCUAGCGCUAUCGAUUUUCUUCAGUCAGAUCGUAUUCAUGAUAGGAAUAGAUCGAUACGAAAAUCAAGUUGUUUGUGAGGUUUUCGCUGUUUUAAUCCAUUACUUCGUCCUUUCCACGUAUUCCUGGUUGAUGAAUGAGACUUUCCAUCUGUAUACCACUGUGACAUACUCUGCCCAUGCGCAACACCAAGACCUUUCGGACUCUGGAUCUUUUUUGCGUUAUACAUUUUUAGGAUGGAUCCUACCAGGGGUUUUUGUUGGUGCUUUUGUCGGAUCACAAGGUGAAACAUACUACGCCAAAGAUAUGUGCUGGAUUGCAUGGGACAACCUCUGGUUAUUUGUCGGCCCAACGCUUGGUAUAGUAACGGUGGCGAUAAUGGUUUUGAUAUUAACAGCGAAGGAACACAACGAAAAUUCGUAUACGAAAAGUGAAAAGACCAAUAAAGUGCUGACGAUACAAAUGAAAGGGAUGUGGACCCAGAUCAUCCUAGUCACUGUAAACUGGUCCUUCGCCUUCCUAUCCCUGAAGAUGCAUGACUCGAUUAUCAAGUAUCUCUACGCUCUGAUGAAUGUUUUACAGGCGAUGUUUUUUACGGUUUUUAACCUACUUCACGAAGAGGUCCGUAAUGUACUGAAGGCUAACGAGAAGCUGAAGACACUGUCUACCCCGGGAGUCGACCCAGAGGUGGAUGAACGCUCCAUUGACUCCUUCGCCUCCACUCCCCUAGUGGAGAAGGACAUAAAGGAAGGACUGCAUUUAGAGAAACAAUGCAUGGGUAGAGACCGCCUCCGUGACAAGAAAUCCCAGAUAGAAGCUAGCAGUGAGGAGGAGAUCGAGAGGGAAGGGUCGGACUGUGAAAUGAUUACUAGCCUUUGAGUACCGGAGACUAUUAGGACAUAUGUGAGCUGACUUUGGUACAGACAAAUAACAUCGGUGAUAUUAGACAAAUAUGAGCGCAUGCACCAGCGUGUUUGAUUAGAGUGAUAUUGAAUGCCCUACUAAACCAGUGGUAUCACUGAUUAUUCUCUCAUAACAAAACACCAGCCUAUACCAAGUCGUCGGGAAAUAUCCAUGUAAUGAACUCGCGAUUGCUCGUCUGUUUCAACUACAAUAGACAUCACUGUGUACAUUGUAUAACUGUAUAAUUUGUAUAUGAACAGUGUAUUACUUUCAUUUCCAUUAACAUAUUGACUGUUUCUAAAGGGAAUAUAUAUUUUAACAUGUAUGAUUCGAUUAUAGUACAAUGUAACGUUUACAUCAUUGUUAUAUCACGUGACAUGUUAUAUCGUUUAUCUUUUACAAACGAUACAUACAAUAUUAUAUAUCCACUAUGAUGCUGUUACAAAAUGAUUGAAAAAAUACUAUUUACUUCAAUUAAGAGGUAUAGGUGAAUAUGUACAAUAAUGAUAAACAUUUUAAAAAAUCACCCGCCAAUAUGCAGAGUCCACAUUCGGCCAUAUAUAUAUCGAUAAAUGCAGCAAAUAUAAUUUACUGUUACGUUAGAUAGAUAUCGUGGUGUAAAAUAUCUUAGUCGUCUUUUAAUGCUGGCCCAUAAAACACCACAAAAGUCACAAAUCAUCAUUCUUGUAUGUUCACGUCUCGAGAUGUGUAUACAGUAUAGCCAUGAGUACAUGUAGACAUACCAGGUAUACACGUAUAGGUUAGUAUUCACUCGAGCUACACAUGUACAAUAUUGUACAUACUUCAUUGUAUAUAAUAACAGUCAUACUAGACACAUAAAGUGUAUUACUUAGAAAGGGAAUCGGAAUACAAGGGAAGCAUUAGUGAGAUUAGACAUGGAGCUUUGCUUUAAUUUUUUUAUCCGGCGGACGAAUAGUGUUAUGUCUUCAUCUCAAGCUUUCCAACAGUAAAAAAUGCAUGUAAAUUAGUUGUGAUGAUGAAACAUCGUACCAGUACGGAAUCUGUAAGAAAAUGCGAUAUCGUUCUGUCACACGGUUACGCGGUAUCAAGUGAAGAUCCUAUUUAUAGGCGCAGUUGAGCUUUGUUUUAAUAGAUAGAUAAAAACAGCUGUUUCUCUCACACAGGAAGGUGUAUUCAUCCUUUUCCCGGUCUGAAAUAAACAUGAAUUUCCCCCUCUUUUGGGUGAGAUGGGACAUCACAUCUCGAGCCUAAUGGGGUGUACAUAAUGUUGAUAUUUUCUCUUGCAAAAAGGUAAUGUACCUGUGAAGUGUAAGAGAAAGGCAGUUUGGUAUGUAUAAUGAGCAUGACAAGAUAUAUAUAUAUAUGUAUGACUGGCGAUAUUAUACCUUGAUUGACCUCGAUACUUCCCUUGCCAUAAUGUUGUUAAAUAAUUGUGUAUGACAAAAGAGAUAUGAUAUAGAAUGACAGUAAAUAGCGUCUUAGAUACAUGUAAUUGCUUAUUAACAACGUUAUUGUGCAUUGGUUUCCCACUAACGGGUUAUAUACACAUAACUGAUACAACGUUGAGUUGUGUACAUAUUGUACAGGCUACGUGCGGCAAUGACACGGGACAGAGGACAUAUAGCCUAUUACCUAUGUAAACUUGUACCUAAGUGACCGUAAUAAACACAAUAGAGGCCUCACCAGUGCCUUCUUCAUGCAUAUACAUAAGCAGUGUAAUGUAACCGCGUCACAUCUUCUAUAAUGGGUACAUCAGUUAUUUACUGGACAUGCACAGUAAGAUAAUCAAAUAAAUCGUCACUCUUUACUGUAUAUUUAUAAUGAACAUAUCAUAUUUAUUAUGGUGUGUCAGCUAUGGUAGAAAGUUGGCAGGUUACAUUACAUUACAUGGUUUCAUCAGGGCAGGUUUCACGUUACAAGGUAUGAUGCUGAAGCCAAGGAUGGUUUGGUUUGAUUCAAAGAGUAACACUAGCGUUUCAAAUAUUUCUUUUCCAACAAUCAUCCAAUGUGUAUGUUUAAUGUACAAUAAAAGAAGUCUUACUGCUGCUACACAAUGAUUAGAUGACUUUUACAAACAUUUUCAGUCUGAUCCCAAGGGAAGUGAUGCUCAAGUGGUAAUGAAAUACCAAAAAUGUGCUUAUACGUGGCCGGUAAUGCAAAAAUAAACCAGGAGUGUAAGAACUGAAACGGUCACUUCACCAGUUAGACUACGCAGCCAUCUUUAUACGUAAACCUCAGUUUGUCCUUCUGUGAGUUAUAAAUGCAAACGUCAUUGCAUGUUGGGUUAUAAACAAAAUCAAUUGGAAAACCUUUAUGUGACUGGUGUAUCGUAUGUAUGUGUAUUCAUCAUCCAGAACGUGCCAUCCGUGGCGUGUGUAGUGUAUGUGUUUGUGUAUCAGACGGGUGGGGAUGAGACGUAAUGCAGUUAAUGUGUGGACUCAUAAGGGUGUGUGGGUGUAAGUGCAAACGUUUAAGUUAGAAGAUUCGUGUAUAAAUGUGUUUGGAUAUCAGCAAUAUAUAUAUAUGUGUGGUUAGAUUACAAUGAUUGGUUGAGGUUAAGGUCUUGGGGAGAGACAAAUACUGACGUCACUUGGACAACCAACAAUGUCCUGACAAGUAUGGACGCCCCUUGGAGAGCCAAUAUAAUAGUGACGUCACUUUCCCAUUUCGUGUGCUUUAUAAUUGUGUUGAUUGUUUCGUUGUGACCAAUAUCAUAAUGUAUGCUAUGUCUUUAGAUUAAUUGUAUUAAUUAAAGAGUUGUGCAUUUCUAA